AUGGGCUUCGACAAGACAGAAAAUAACUCCUGGAGCUUUUCGGUCUCUGCAGAUGUAAGAACCAUGAAUCAGAAAGCAGAUGCCUUCUUCAGAGCUAGACAAAACUCUAAUCCUGUGGUCUCGACAAAGAAGAAGAUCCUCCAGUUUGCAAAAGAUAGCCAAGUGGAUAUGAACAAAUCUUUAAUCGAAAUAGAGGAGUUUCCGAGGAAUGCAUAUGCAGACGAACUGGAGAGAUUUCCUGUUCUAAAGGACUAA
Messenger RNA from Encephalitozoon intestinalis ATCC 50506, 255 nucleotides. RefSeq lists its product as uncharacterized. The record is from RefSeq and is a predicted model, not a curated record. Lineage: Eukaryota; Fungi; Microsporidia; Unikaryonidae. Bases 1 to 255 code for a protein of 84 amino acids. The transcript has a single exon.